Messenger RNA from Nicotiana tabacum (common tobacco), 1731 nucleotides. The record is from RefSeq and is a predicted model, not a curated record. NCBI's taxonomy places the organism in Eukaryota, Viridiplantae, Streptophyta, Magnoliopsida, Solanales, Solanaceae.
ACUGUGAUCUUAUCAUGGUCCAGGAAUUGAAUAUUGGGGGCAAUACUGUUAUAGCAGCACUAGAGGAGGCAUGCGGGAAAAAGAGAUCGAAAGUACGAGAAUUAUAUAACAGCUUAGGUGAUCUUGGUGAUGUUGCUCAACUUUGCCGACAAACACAAUCGUUACUUGCUCCUCCAGUGGCACUUACAAUUAGGGGUGUAUACUCUACUCUUAGAAGGAUAAGUUUACAGGCAGGGAGUGGGAGUGGCAUCCGAAAGAAAAGCCUCAUUGUCAAUCUCAUGUGUUCAUGUAGGGAGAAGGAGAUGAAGUUUCUUGUCCGAACUUUGGUUAGGAAUUUGCGGAUUGGAGCCAUGAUGAGAACUGUUCUUCCUGCAUUAGCUCAAGCUAUUGUCUUCAAUUCUGUUCUUUAUGAUGGAUCAGUCGAAAAUAUGAAAGAGAAUCUGCAGCGACUUUCAGCAGAAGUAGUUGAGGCAUAUAACAUCCUUCCUAGCUUGGAUGUACUUGUUCCUUCUUUGAUGGAAAAGGGGAUUGAGUUUUCCUUAAAUACGUUGUCAAUGGAUCCAGGCAUACCCAUCAAACCAAUGCUUGCAAAAAUUACUAAUGGCACCCCUCAAGUGCUGAAGCUCUUCCAAAACAAAACCUUUACAUGCGAGUACAAAUAUGAUGGUCAGCGAGCUCAAAUUCAUAAAUUAGCUGAUGGUUCGGUUCGUGUAUUUUCACGGAAUGGGGAUGAAACAACAUCUAGAUUCCCUGAUUUGGUAAACAUAAUUACAGAAUCAUGUGGUCCCAGAGGAGCGACAUUCAUAGUGGAUGCAGAGGUUGUUGCAAUUGAUAGAAAAAAUGGUUCAAAGCUCAUGUCGUUCCAAGAACUAUCUUCACGAGAGAGAGGGACCAAAGAUUCCAUCAUCGCAUUAGAUAAAAUUAAGGUUGAGAUAUGCAUUUUUGUCUUCGAUAUUAUGUUUGCAAAUGGAGAACAGUAAUUACUAAAACCAUUUCUCCAAUUUUGUUGUGGAUGGCAAUACCUGCUGUUACACAUUUGUCUAUCCUUAACGGUACUGGUUUCAUAGUAAUCAUGUUUUGUGUCGGUGAAAAUACACCAGUUUUGAUCUAUAAAUCUCAUUUAAUGAGUUGGGGUAGUUUGUUAAUAUUGUUAAGCUUUGAUAGUUUGAUAAAUGGAUUUACCUGGUGAUGAGACACAAAGGUAUAUGAUGUGAAUAGGUCUAUAAUUUAUACUCCCUGACAAUAUAUGUUACGGUGUUCGACUAGUCAUGGAAUUAACAAAGAAAGACCUCUAAAACUUGUGGUCUAAAACUAGCCAUAAAAUUUUUUGUGGCUCAUUAUUAAGGUUAACGUGGGAAGUUUAAGUUAAUUGUUCCUAAAUAUAGAAAGAUGUCAUUCCUAAAUAUGUUUAUGGUAUUACUUGUUGCACGUGAAGAAAAAUUAUAGGGAAGCUUAUCCAGUGCAAAGAUGCCAAUUCCCUUGCGAGAAAUGAAACAACGAAAAUAAGAUUGAGAUAAAAGACUUCUUGAUCAUGCUCCCAAGCUAUUGAGUGUUCAAAUAGUACGUAGACCUAUUCUAAACUAGGAAAGAUAUCAAGGUUACAUAAUUACAUAGAUAUAAUAGUCCCUUAUCGAUUUGUUAGUUUACAGAUGUGUAUAGUGUAGUCUUGUCCCACAUUGGAAGAGGAGUAAUAUCUCCUUUUAGUGUAUAGCUAUAAAUAGGGACCUCUUG